UAUGCCUUCAUUUUUUCGGCUGAUUAGGGUAAUAUCAUUAAAAAAAUGUGUUUCUAGGUUGUGACAGAGACAUGUACUCUAUGCAACGAUUUUAGUGGUCUCUUCCUGCUUGCUCGGACAGUGACUCUGACUGGUAUUAUUGAUCCCAAUGGCUGCCUAUCUGCAUGGAAUUGGCAGGCGCGACUUAGGGAGUUGCUCCGAAGAAGCAGAGACGUUGCCGCAUCUAUUAUUUGGGUGCAGGCCAAGACGGUGGCAGCGGGAGGUUCUCUAUAAGGGCCUGCCUAGAAACCAAUGCUGGCGGGUCCUCAGAGGUCAAAGAUACCCCGAGGCAUGCAUAUUGGCAGGCCCUAGGGUCAUUAAGGCCUCAGGGCCCUUAGGAGAUAAGGGUAAGAGCCUUGGGCGGCAUGUUUCUGUCGGGCGGCGCCCGUACGUUUUGCCUCCUGGGAGAGAGGCCGUGGCCCCGCGAACCCCUAUAGGGCCCCCGAAGCCCUUGUGCAGAUAAGCGACUUGGGCCAAGGAAAUCGUAAGACGCCCACUAAAACGAGACUAACAUGGCCUAGAGGUGGGUGUGGUCGUAAAGUUAUGAAUAAAGAUAUAAGUAAAUUUGUUAAGUAGUAGCAAUAAAUAAUCU
This is a messenger RNA of Talaromyces proteolyticus, 631 nucleotides long. RefSeq lists its product as uncharacterized. The coding region runs from base 149 to 502 and encodes 117 amino acids. Lineage: Eukaryota; Fungi; Ascomycota; Eurotiomycetes; Eurotiales; Trichocomaceae. The transcript has a single exon. The record is from RefSeq and is a predicted model, not a curated record.